AUGAGCGACGGAAAAGACAAGAAUGACUCGAUCUGGGAAAUUGGGGUCUUUGACUCCCACUGUCACCCCACUGACAUUAUGGCAUCAGUCAAGGACAUCGCCAGGAUGAAAGCCAGAGUCUUGACGAUCAUGGCCACGAGAUCUCAAGACCAGGAUAUGGUUGAGAAGACGGCGAGGUUGUGUCCUGUGGGCUCCCCCAGUGAGCUUUCUGAUAUCCAAUCCACACGUGUGGUGCCAGCUUUUGGCUGGCACCCUUGGUUUUCUCAUCAAAUGUACGAUGACCGGAGCACACAGGAUCAACCAGAGCCUGUGGAGCAUUACAAAUCUGUCCUCGUGCCCAGCCCGCAAGACAAAAUGUUUUUGGAAGCUCUGCCAGCCCCGGUGUCUCUCCGAGAGUUUCUACAGCGGACCGAAGCACGACUGAAGGAGUUCCCAUAUGCUUUGGUUGGCGAGGUAGGCUUGGAUCGUUCUUUCAGAUUGCCUGAGGUUCCGAGUGCCAUGACAGGUGAUACAACACAGAAAACUGGCGGCUCCGAGGAAGAAUAUACGCCCGGGUCGCGCGAGGGCCGGCCUCUGAGUCCGUAUAGGGUGAACCUGGAUCAUCAGAAGACAAUCCUGAAAGCUCAGUUCGAUCUUGCAGCGAAGAUGCAUCGGCCAGUGUCUGUGCAUAGCGUUCAAGCACAUGGCCUCGUCUUCGAACUCAUGCAGAGCUUGUGGAAAGGCCACGAGAAGCCCUCGAAGCGCGAAAGGAAACAGCAAACGGCCGCUGCCGCCAGCACAACCAGGGACGACGAGGAGACUGGCAACGCUAUUACACAUCCAAGCCUCCCUUACCCCCCACGAAUUUGCAUGCAUUCCUACUCUGGCCCCCCUGAUGCGCUCAAACAGUUUCUUAAUCGUGCUGUGCCUGCAGACGUCUAUUUUUCGUUUUCCUCCGUCAUCAACUUCUCAAAUGUGUCGUCCACGAAGGUUGCCAAGGUCAUUGAGGAAGUACCCGACGAUCGAAUACUUGUGGAGAGCGACCUACAUUGCGCUGGAGAACGAAUGGAUGCCUUACUGGGUGAGAUCGUCGAGAAAAUAUGUGAGAUCAAGGGAUGGUCUCUGGAGGAUGGUGCUCGGAGACUGAAACAAAACUGGAUUAAGUUCAUAUUUGGUUGA
This is a messenger RNA of Exophiala spinifera, 1158 nucleotides long. RefSeq lists its product as uncharacterized. Gene Ontology annotation, molecular function: hydrolase activity, acting on ester bonds. Bases 1 to 1158 code for a protein of 385 amino acids. NCBI's taxonomy places the organism in Eukaryota, Fungi, Ascomycota, Eurotiomycetes, Chaetothyriales, Herpotrichiellaceae. The transcript has a single exon. The record is from RefSeq and is a predicted model, not a curated record.